AUGGAUGAUGAAAAUAUUAUUCAAUUGAAAUUAAUAUUACCUAUAUUAAUAGAAUUAAAUAUAUUUUAUUUAAUUUCUUCUCAAUGUGAUGAAGAUAAAAUAAUAUCUCAUCUUUCAAUGUCGAAUUUAAAAAUAUUAUCUAUAUUAACAUAUUUAAUAAUAUCUUUAAUACCAUAUUUAAAUAUUUUUAAAUUUAAAUUUAGUUAUAAUCGUAUAUAUCGAAAUGAAACAUUUUUUUAA
Messenger RNA from Rotaria sp. Silwood1, 240 nucleotides. The record is from the annotation of a GenBank genome assembly. NCBI's taxonomy places the organism in Eukaryota, Metazoa, Rotifera, Eurotatoria, Philodinida, Philodinidae.